This is a messenger RNA of Dictyostelium discoideum AX4, 2445 nucleotides long. RefSeq names its product tetratricopeptide-like helical domain-containing protein. Bases 1 to 2445 code for a protein of 814 amino acids. NCBI's taxonomy places the organism in Eukaryota, Evosea, Eumycetozoa, Dictyosteliales, Dictyosteliaceae. The transcript is spliced from 7 exons. The record is from RefSeq and is a predicted model, not a curated record. Gene Ontology annotation, cellular component: cytoplasm.
AUGGCACCACCAACAAAAGAAUUAACAAAUAAAGAGAUUACAGCAAUCAAGGGUAUUUCAAAAUUAUUUGAUGAUAAGAAAUACAGUAAAGGUUUAAAAGAGUGUAAUGCAAUUUUAAAGAAUCAUCCAGAAAAUCCAGAUGCAUCAUGUUUUAAGAGUUUGAUUUUAUACAAUUUAGAACAACAAUAUGAAGCACGUGAAAAUGCAAUCAAAACCACCAAAACCUUACCAACCAACUCAAUGGCAUGGCAUACAUUAGGUUACAUUUAUAAAUUGGAUAAGAACUAUCUCGAUGCAACUACAGCCUUUAAAAAUGCUUCAAAAUUCAAUAAAGAAAGUUCACAAAUCUUAAAAGAAUUAGCACCACUUCAAUUAUAUUCAAGAGAUUUAGAAGGUUUAAAGGAAACGUAUGCAACAUUAUUAAAAUUACAACCAACUCAUAAACCACAUUGGACAGGAUUAGUGACUACAUAUCAAUUAAUGGGACAAACUAAAUCAGCAUUAUCAGUAUUUGAAAGAUAUUUAGAUACACUCGAAGAGAAAGAUUUAGUUGGUGUUAAAAAGACUGAAUCACUUCUCUACAGAGUUAUGCUUAACUUUGAAUUGGAAGAAUAUGAUCAAGCUCUUGAUAUUUUAGUAAAGAAUGAAAAAACAAUAAUAGAUAAACUUUGGGCAAUGUCAAAACAUGGUGAUAUUCUCUUAAAGAAGGGUGAACUCUCUGCAGCUGAAGCUAAAUUUAAAGAUUUAAUUAAAUUAAAUCAAGAUGAUUUAAAUGUUCACAAAAAACUUUGGGAAUCAAAAAAUAUUAGAUCUUUAGAUAAUUUAAGUGAUGAAGAAAUUUCAACAUUAGAUUCAUUAUAUAAAGAAUUAAGUUCAUUAUAUCCAAAGAGUUUAUUAAUUCAAAAGAUACCAUUAUUAUUUUUAAAGGAUAAACAACAAUUUAGAGAACAUGCAGUAUUAUACACAAAGAAUUUCCUUAGCAAAGGUAUUCCAUCAUUAUUCAACAAUCUCAAAUGUUUAUACAAUAAUAAAGAGAAAGUUGAAAUUUUAUCUCAAUUAUUUUUAGAUCAAUUAAAUUCACUCAAAGAGAAACAACAAUUAUUAGGUUCCGAUGAAAAAGAAUCACCAUCAACUGUCUUAUGGUGUCUUUAUUAUUUAGCUCAACAUUUCGAUAGAAUUAAUGAUUAUUCAACUUCUUUAUCUUAUAUUAAUCAAGCAAUUGAACAUACUCCAACUUGUUUAGAUUUAUAUGUUGUUAAAGCUAAAUUAUAUAAACAUCAAGGUGAUUUACAAAAAGCUUAUGAAGAAUAUGAUAGAGCUCGUAAUUUAGAUUUAGCAGAUAGAUAUUUAAAUACUAAAUGUGCAUUAUAUGCCCUUAGAAAUAAUGAUCCAGAUACAGCUGAAGCAAUCUUUUCAUUGAUUAAGGAUGAAACUCAAACACUUUUAUUCAACAUUCAAGAAUUCCAAUGUAUUUGGUAUGAAAGAGAAUUGGGUAAAACUUAUUUAAGAGCUGGUGAUAAUGCUAGAGCAAUUAAAUUAUUCAAUUUUGUUGAUAAAAAUCAUCUUGAAUACCUUGAAGAUCAAAUGGAUUUCCAUAAUCAUAUUAAUAAGAAAUUAACAAUGAGAUCAUAUAUUGAAUUUUUAAGAUGGGAAGAUCAAGUUUAUCAAAAUAAACCAUACAUUGCCACUGGAAAAGCACAUGUUAAAGCAUACCUUAAUCAUCAAAAUAAACCAGAAGUUAUGGCACCAUUGAAAAAAGUACCAGCAAUUAAGAAACCAGCACCAAAACCAUCUCAAUUGGAACCAAAGAAAGAUCCAAACACUGGUCUCACCAUUCCAGAGGAUGACGAUUUGAAUGGUAAAAAGUUCUUGGUUAAACAAGUUAAUCUCAUGGAUUCAGCUCAACUCAUUUUAGAUAAUCUCUUGAAAAAUACAAAUGAUAUUGAAAUUUAUUCAUUAGCUUGCCAAGUUAAUACACAUCAAAAGAAAUAUUUAUUAGUAUUAAAAUCAUUGGUUAAAAUUAAAUCAAUUAAUGAAAAUAGUCCAUGUUAUUAUGAAAAUUUAGUUGAUUUAAUGAUUAAAGUAUCAGAAGAUAAAGAGGUAUCAGCAAUUGUUAAAGCAGCAGUUGAAAAACAAGCAGGUUUUUCAUCAGAUGUUGAAUCAAUUUUAGCAAACAACCAAACUUAUCUCGAAAAACUUGGUGACAAUGUUACCGCUCAACAUCGUUUCGUUGUUGGUAAAAUCAUUGCCAAACUUUCACCAUCAUCACUUGAUAAAGCAUCAGAAUUGAUUUUGAAUGUUCAAGGUGAAACAAGUUGGAAACAAUGCGCUGACAACCUUCAAUCUCUUUCUCUUGUAUCUUCCGAACUCACUUCUAAAUACAGAGAAAAAUUACACGAACAUUUCCCAAUUGCUAACUAUUUCCAACCAAAAGUUGAAAAUUAA